CAGCUCCUAUUUUGUCCGUGAGGGGGUGCCACACUCACACAGCGGAUCCAACUCCGUCUCCCGCUGCAUGCACAUCAUCAUACCAUAUCAUACAGAGGCUACCAUUACUGCCCCAGAGCUAACAACAUACCCCUCAACAACAGCAGCAGCAGCAGCAUUUUACACACGGCGCAGUUGUUGAUGGAGGGGCUACUGGGAGGUGUUUGGGAAGGACACUAUGUUUCCCUGUGUCUCCUCCUGGUCUUCUUCUGAUCCCCCCAGCGCUCUCGGCCAUGCUCUGCCCCUUCCCUCGGUACAGCUGCCCAAUCAGCCACUUCCCGACCUGCUGCGGAGCUGUGCCGCGUUCCCUUCCCCAGUCGAGCAUCUGAGCCCCUGCAACUUCGAGAUGGAAUCCAUGAUUGUGGUGACGGAAUACGAGCCCAGCGGUAGCUCUGGGCAGGAGGGCGGAGAGGAAGAGGAAGUAGAGGACAUGGAUAGUUCGGAAACACCUGAACCGACAUCGACAAUUCCGGUUCCGCCCUUCCGCGUGGCCUCCUGCGAUCUUCUAUCCCACACGGUUGGCCGUCCGGUAGCACUUUUCCCAGAACCACAGGAGCACAGAGGAAGACUCAGCCUUUCCGACCGGAAGCUCUCGCUGCAGGAACGCUCGCAGACGCUUUCGUCGCCCUGCGGUUCACCUGGGCUCAACGGACGUUAUAUCUACCCGUCACUGCCCUAUUCGCCGAUCACCUCUCCGCACUCAUCUCCACGCCUCCCUCGAAGACCGACCGUGGAGUCUCAUCGUGUCUCCAUUACAGACCUGCAGGAUUGCGUGCAGCUCAACCAGUACAAGCUGAAAGAUGAGAUCGGAAAGGGCUCCUAUGGAGUUGUCAAGCUGGCGUACAAUGAGGAUGACAAUACCUACUAUGCCAUGAAAGUGCUGUCCAAGAAACGGCUGAUGAGACAGGCCGGGUUCCCGCGCAGACCACCUCCUCGCGGAGCAAAAUUGGCCCCUGAGGGUCCACCUCAGCCCAAAGGGCCUUUGGAGCGUGUUUACCAGGAGAUCGCUAUCCUCAAGAAACUCGAUCAUCCUAAUGUGGUCAAGCUUGUGGAGGUUCUGGAUGAUCCAGGCGAGGACCAUCUGUACAUGGUAUUCGAGCUUGUCAAGCGAGGAGCGGUGAUGGAGGUUCCUACUGAUAAGCCCCUGGAUGAGGACCAAGCACGCUUCUACUUCCAGGAUUUGCUGAGAGGAAUGGAAUACCUACAUUAUCAGAAAAUAAUUCAUCGGGACAUCAAGCCUUCCAACCUGCUCGUGGGUGAAGAUGGUCACAUUAAGAUAGCUGACUUUGGGGUCAGUAACCAGUUUGAAGGAGCUGAUGCCCUCUUGACCAGCACAGUUGGGACGCCGGCAUUCCUCGCCCCCGAAACACUCUCAGAGACCCGCAAGAACUUCUCUGGAAAGGCUCUGGAUGUAUGGGCAAUGGGAGUCACUUUACAUUGUUUCAUCUUUGGAGUGUGUCCAUUUAUGGAUGAGCGUAUUUUAAGCCUUCAUCAGAAGAUCAAGACUCAGCCGGUUGAAUUUCCAGAGAAUGCAGACAUGUCAGAUGACUUGAAGGAGCUCCUCCUCAAAAUGUUGGAUAAGAACCCUGAAAGCAGAAUAACGGUGCCACAAAUCAAGGUGCACCCGUGGGUGACGCGGCACGGUGCCGAGCCACUCCCCCCGGAGGAUGACAACUGCUGCAGCCUGAUAGAAGUGACAGAGGAGGAAGUGGAGAACUCGGUGAAGCACAUCCCCAGCCUGGCCACCGUGAUCUUGGUAAGGACUAUGCUGCGCAAGCGUUCUUUUGGGAACCCGUUUGAUUGGGGCCGCAGGGAAGACAGGAGUCCCGCUGCACCAGGACACAUGCUAUUAAAAGGGAGAGCAGGGAGUUUGAAAAACUGCCGCAAUCUCAGUACCCAAAGGAAACAAGAGAGCGAGGAAGGCAUGCGGAGCAUGGACCUGCCCUUCGUAGGCGAGGAUGAAGUUCUUUCCUGAUACUUGUGGGUGUUUCACUCGCAACGCAGCGAGGGGCCAGUUAUGGCAUCCGGAAGGAUAGGAACUCGGGGCAUGGACGGAAAUCAAACGGCCCUGUUUUCCCCUGGGUUGUUGAUGUGGAGGGUGCCCACCCACUCCAUGCAUGCAUUUGUACGGUCCUCAGCAGCAUGCAUUGUAUCUGUCCGCCCAGGUCUCUGCUCUGUCUCUCAGGACCUGCUUUUCUCUCUGUGUGUGAGCGUUUGCUUGUCUUUACACUCCUCUCUGGUAUGGAGACUCUGUUUUACUCCUCUACUUCAGCUAGGGGGCGCCACUGCAACGGGCAGAAGGUGAAACGGACUGUAAAGUCUGUUGUAUAAAUUCUAAGAAUUUCUUAGAAUUUAGGAACUGUACAGUUUCUUAGGUUUGUCCGCAUGCAGCUUGACUGCAGUGUUUACAAUUUCAGGUUAACGUAAUGAAUUGGAAAAAGAUGAAAUAGCUGACCACCUGCAAUGAUUUUCGGUUUCACAGUCCUACAAAAGCUUCCCAAACUUUGUAUGAAAUGUUACAUUUAUUAAAUAAGUGUAUAUUUUCCCUUUAAAUUCUUUAAAAUUGAUAAGGAGAUAAAUCGGGGUGAAAACUGAAAAUACAGAUAGGUUUGUUUGUGUGUGUUUGUAUCUUACAUUGCAGAGCUUUUUGUUUGUAUUAUAAUGUCUGCGUUGUAGAUAGUAGAUGGGACCAAACCUUGAACCUAUCUAUUUCUUUAUUUUUAAUACAGCAAAGCCCAAAUCUAAGAGAUGAGGGAAUUAUGGUCAUAGCAUGUUUUUCAUAUUUUUAACUUGUAGGUUAAUUGCUUAGGGCACAAGUAACCUUUAGAAAAUGCCCAAAAUGGGCAUUGCGUCGAUUUUUCAGGCAACAGUCACUGUAUUUUCACUUCAUAUGUAGAUUUACCAAAACGUAGUAGUGCAUUUCAAACGUUGUCAUUAACAGAGUGGAUUGUCAACAUUUCUAUAUCAGACACAUACGCUAAGGUUCUUGAAGAAUUUCAAUAAUUUUCUGCAAUCUAUGCAUGACUUUUCACUUAAGGAAUCAAUGUUCGUCAGUCGGUCUGUUUGGACACAAAUGUAUGCCUUACAUUUUCAUACUCGUAAGUGUAGCAUAAGUCACGUGUAGAGUUUUUUGGUACGAUAGAUUUGUAGAUAAAGUAGAAUCGGAGAUGAAAUGUUGUAAACAGGGUAGAAAAUAUUGUAACUUGUUUAAGCUCGAUUCUCAGUUCUAGUCCAAAGCCCUGUUGAGAUUUUCUCAAUGUGCACUAUGGUCAUGUAUCUGUUGUGUUUUUUAAUCUACGAUUGUUGGUUUGCUCUAAUUAGCCAUUGUUGUCUCAGUGUUGGUGCUUCUCCACCGCUGGACACUUAUGAAAUUGAAAACAUGAUUCAUGCUUCCAUGUAUCAAGAGAGUUUCUGCACAAAUAGAUUGAAUGUAUGUUGUUGUUUCACCGUAACUCUAUACGUUUGUUUUGUUUUUUUCACUUUUUUUCUUUACUGCACGUGAAACUGCUGUAUUUGAUAGUGUUUAGUUGGUUUGUAAGCUUUUAUUUACUUUGAAAUUUUAAUUUUUGUGUAGAUACUAUUGCUAUGCAUAACAAAGCUAAGUAUAUGGUGCGGUUUUGGACUGUCAGUCGGUUGGUCUUGUGUUUGUUAUAUUGGAUGUCUAAUAUUUAAAAUUAAAGGAAACCUGUGUUAUUGACAUAAAUAUGCAUGUGCACUGAUGAACAGAAGAUGGUUAUACAAGACCAGUAUAUUGGACAUUUUUACUAAUUUUGAAGACCUUUAAAUGAUAUAUUCAGGACCUGAGCACCGUUUCCCCCUUUUUAAAUAAAUGUGUACUAAGAUUAUAUAAAAAAAAUAUUGGAGAGGAAUAUAGAUAUGGAGAUUUAAAUUUGCAUAUUAGAUUAUUUAGUACAAGUCUAAUUGAUGGAGUCCAUGUGACGCAUGCUUAUUGAAAACUUUAAAUGAAGGAUGAGGCCUUCAUAACCAUUUUCUUUUGUUGCAAAUGAGGAGUUGAUUUUUUGUUUUCUGUCUACACCACUUUCUCAAAGACUGACCUUGCACAUAUUGCGUUGAAUAGAUAGACUGUAAAGGUUUAUAUUGAAUGCUGUACUGUAUAUUUAAAUAUCACAUUUAAGUAUAUUUAAAUAUUCACAGUUUCUGCCCAGUUUUUCUUUAAAGGGCUCGAUAAAUGUUUGCACCCACAUCACACAUAAGAUGGCAUUUUAAGAGGGCUGUAUACAGGGAUGUUACAUAGCUGCAUGCCAUCACUAUCACCUGAUUUCACACAGCAUGUUUGUUUUUAAGCAUGUUUGAACUCUUUCCAACAUCUGCUGAUCUCACUGCUGAACAUUCUAUAUAUUGUAUCCAGUUAAUUAUUUGAAUAAAUUAAAGUUGCCUAUACUUAUUUGUGUGUAUUGUAUUAACAUUAUGGGGACUUUGGUUGCAGCUAACAACAUUGUGCCUAAAUAUCUCUUUUUAUGUUCCACAUAUGAAAUAAGGCCUAGAUGAGGGUACGUAAAUGAUUAUAGAAUUUUAGCUUUUGGUGUACUAACCCUUUAUGAAUUUUUAAAUGUUACUCACCAUUUCACUGAUUGACCACAAGGGGGCGUCAGAUUACCGUGCAGGCGUGUACGUGCGUCUCGGAAGUGUAUACACUUUUCACAACAUAAAUAAAGGGUAUAUUUUAAAACUCAAGAUUAUGAGAAAUUUAUCAUUUACUUCAUGUCAUAUGAUGUUUUUGUGACACUAAAGAUAAAACCAAUAAAAUCCUCAAUCACGUCUCC
Messenger RNA from Triplophysa rosa, 4823 nucleotides. RefSeq names its product calcium/calmodulin-dependent protein kinase kinase 2. The record is from RefSeq and is a predicted model, not a curated record. NCBI's taxonomy places the organism in Eukaryota, Metazoa, Chordata, Actinopteri, Cypriniformes, Nemacheilidae. Gene Ontology annotation, molecular function: ATP binding; protein kinase activity. Gene Ontology annotation, biological process: protein phosphorylation; CAMKK-AMPK signaling cascade; activation of protein kinase activity. The coding region runs from base 218 to 2014 and encodes 598 amino acids. The transcript is spliced from 17 exons.